CAAACAGGCGGAUAAACAGUCAGAAAACAGUCAGGAUAAAGAGUAUGAACAGAGCAUGGCAAAACAGUCUAAAGGAAUCAAGCAGUGUCUUGAGAGAUAUAUGAGUUAUAUGGCCAGCGUGCCUGUUAACAGCUUGGCUGGAGACUAUGAACAGAGUCUGGUGAUACCAGUUGGACAUUUGAAGAACCUGAACCGUGGUACAAGAGCAAAGGUAUGUGAACUGAGACGAAGAAGAAUUCACAAGCUGACCAGGAAGAGGGUGUGUAAUCAGCGAGCUAUGAAAUGGCUGAGUAGUUUGCUAAAGAAGAAGCCCUGUGCUAGAGGUAACACUGGAAAAGAUGUAUGUGAUGGGUCUGGCAAGGGAUCAAGAAAGAAGCAGAUGACAAUAUGUUUGAUUUGACAGUUCAGGAGACAUGCACCAAUGAUGAUGUGGUCAA
This is a messenger RNA of Patiria miniata (bat star), 437 nucleotides long. RefSeq lists its product as uncharacterized. Bases 56 to 400 code for a protein of 114 amino acids. The record is from RefSeq and is a predicted model, not a curated record. NCBI's taxonomy places the organism in Eukaryota, Metazoa, Echinodermata, Asteroidea, Valvatida, Asterinidae. The transcript is spliced from 2 exons.